CGCACAUCGCACUUCUUCAGACGUCUACACGUAGCGGACACGGUUCAGCUCGCUAGCGCAGGGAAGUAAAUAAUCUUUGACCAAAAGCGUCUCUGGAUUAAAUAAAGUAAUGAGGUAGGGAGUCGCACAUUUAAUUAUACCUUCCUUGAUUGGAACAGACUGGCACGGCAAAAUGGAUCAGGAUUUUGAAGAAAUGGACUCAGAGGGCCGCUGGCAAAAACUGUAUCUAGAAAUCAGGACUCAGUCUCAUGAGUGCUCCUACAAAGUGGCAAAAUAUCCAGAGAAUCGCAAUCGCAACAGAUACAGAGAUGUCAGUCCAUUUGAUCACAGUCGGGUGAAGCUGGAGAACACAGAAAACGACUACAUCAACGCUAGUCUGGUUGUGAUGGAAGAAGCCCAGAGAAGUUACAUAUUGACUCAGGGCCCUCUCAGGAACACCUGCGGCCAUUUUUGGCUCAUGAUCUGGGAGCAGAAGACCAAAGCAGUGAUAAUGCUCAACAGAGUCAUAGAGAAAGGCUCGGAACAAUGUGCACAGUACUGGCCAACAGCUGAGGAGAAGGAACUGGCCUUCAGAGACACGCGUUUCUUGAUCAAACUACUGUCAGAAGACAUCAAGUCUUAUUACACCACCAGAGUGUUGGAGUUGCAGAAUAUAAAUACAGGGGAGAAAAGAAACAUCUACCACUUUCAUUACACCACUUGGCCUGACUUUGGUGUCCCAGAGUCUCCAGCAUCCUUCCUGAACUUCCUCUUUGAAGUGCGAGAGUCGGGUGCUUUGGGGGUCGAUCACGGGCCAGCCGUGGUGCACUGCAGUGCUGGAAUUGGACGAUCAGGAACGUUCUCAUUAGUUGAUACGUGUCUGGUUCUGAUGGAUAAGAGGAAGGAUCCUUCCUCAGUGGACAUUAAAAGCAUCCUUUUGGACAUGAGGAAGUACCGCAUGGGCCUCAUACAGACCCCUGACCAGCUGCGCUUUUCCUACAUGGCUGUGCUUGAAGGAGCCAGGCACAACAAAGACAACUCCUCUUCACAGAAGCCGUGGCGGGAGUUGUCGAAUGAUAACCAUGAGCCAAUAUCGGACUCUUCGCAUUCAAAGCAGCCUCAAGCCAAAUGUCCCUCAGAGCGAUACAACGGCAGCCAAAAGGCUGGGCAACAGGGAGAGGCAGGAGACUACAAGCAAGAUGGAAAAAUAUCCACUCAGACCUCCAGCAAGGAACAGGAGCUGGACAGCAGCACAACAAACAAGCGACGCAGAGAAGACAGUUUCUCCAAAUCAGGUACAGCCAAGAUGACCCAAAGCAAGAACAGGACAAGUGACUCAGAAAAGAAGAGAAAAAGGAUGAAAACUGGUGACUGCUAACCAUCUGCAGCCACUAGACCACUACUCUGGCGUCAAGGCCAACAUCGGCAGGGAAUUCCAGCUCUGUUCUCCUCCCUUAGUCCCACACAAACUCGGCCAGGUGUCUUCUUAAUUUUGUUCCAGCCCAACUGACAUAUUGUACACCUCCUCAGCCUGAUUUUUACCACCCAGAAACAGCAGUGCAUCAUCAACAAAUACACCAGCUCUUUUCUCAUCCAGCCUGUUACACUUCAUGGGUUUUUUUUUUUAUAUAUUAUUUGCAGCUUUGUUAUCCUCUGCUUUUUUUUUUUUUUUUUUUUGACAUUUAUCAACUUAAGACUGAAUACCGGCUGUGCACCACUAAUUUUUAAUGCUGUUCAUAUUUCGUAUUUUUUUUAGGAAACCUUUUUCAGAGGCAAAAAUAAAAUGUAUUUUUUAUAAGAGAUACUUGAAGUUUUUCACAGUGAUGGAGGGUUGGUUACACCAAGGCCUCCUCCCACAUAAAUUCAGUGGCAUGUAUUGUUUCCAAUGAUGUACAUAGUGUUGUACUUCAAAGAUGUGUGUAAAGACAUUUUUUUGCUUGUUAAAAAAAAAAUGUUGUGGAUUUGAAUCAUUGGACACCUGAUCUGACGACAUAUCCUCCUUUGGAAACGAAUGUCUUAAGUUUCUGUUUCACCUACAGUGUAAUCUACAAAUAAAUCUUUUCUAGUUCAUGUAUCUU
Molecule: messenger RNA, 2057 nt
Organism: Thalassophryne amazonica
Lineage: Eukaryota; Metazoa; Chordata; Actinopteri; Batrachoidiformes; Batrachoididae
Gene: ptpn2b
Product: protein tyrosine phosphatase non-receptor type 2b
Exons: 10
Coding region: 173-1357 (394 amino acids)
Biological process (GO): protein dephosphorylation
Molecular function (GO): protein tyrosine phosphatase activity
Source: RefSeq, a predicted model, not a curated record